AUGCUCUUCAAGUCCAUCACUAGCGCUGUCACCCUCGCCGGGCUGGGCGCUGCGGCUCCUCUUAGUUCUGAUCCUCCGUGUGCAACAAUUUGCCAGGAUGGCGUCAAUGACUGUGGUGAACCAUGGGGAGGCUGCUGGGACAUUUGCAAACCCGAGGAGUCUCCUACACUACCACUCUGCACAUCAACUUAUACGCCAAUCAUCCCUCCUAUCACUCCCGAUCCCACAAUCACCCUUCCAGUUAUUACUCCUGAUCCAACUAUUACUCUUCCGAUUAUCACUGGAGACGGGGAAUUCACAACCGUCGUUCCUACCCCACGAUUGGUCGAUUAA
Molecule: messenger RNA, 333 nt
Organism: Fusarium venenatum
Lineage: Eukaryota; Fungi; Ascomycota; Sordariomycetes; Hypocreales; Nectriaceae
Source: RefSeq, a predicted model, not a curated record